Molecule: messenger RNA, 583 nt
Organism: Tilletiopsis washingtonensis
Lineage: Eukaryota; Fungi; Basidiomycota; Exobasidiomycetes; Entylomatales
Exons: 2
Source: RefSeq, a predicted model, not a curated record
GCAACAGCAGAUGGCUAUGCAGCAGCAGCAGCAGCAGCAGCAGGCAGCAGCAGCAGCAGCAGCAGGCGCAGCUUCGUUCUUCGCAGGCCGUCUGGCACUCGCAGUCUCAGCAGCAGCAAGCCUCGGCGCAGCAGCAGCACCCCAACGCAAGCGCCGCCGCCAGCUUUGCGCUGCCGCCGCACGAGUGGGCCGCUCGGCAAGCACACCGGCCCUUCAUUGCCGACACGCAUGCAUGGCCCAUCGGCCGCGCACCGGACGUGCUGUUCCCGCAGCAGCGCCGCUUUGCCUGAGCGGCGUGCCUCGGGCAUGGCAGCGCAUCGUCACCAUCCUCUGCCUCGCUUCGUCACGCGCCCCGGUCUUGCGCUCUCGCCCCAUCUCUCUCUCUCUACCUCAUCUCGCAUCUUCCGUCUCGUUUUCUCGUUCCCAGGGUCACUUCGCGCGCUCCACAUCGACAUCACAUCAGUCUCGUCUUCAUCCAGCACACCACACACACACACACACACACACACACACACACACACACACUCGCCUCAAACACAUAGCCAGCUCUGGUAAUCGACAUCCAGCCAUUCGAACAGCGCAC